This is a messenger RNA of Pteropus alecto (black flying fox), 1871 nucleotides long. RefSeq names its product arylsulfatase E (chondrodysplasia punctata 1) (gene ARSL). The record is from RefSeq and is a predicted model, not a curated record. Lineage: Eukaryota; Metazoa; Chordata; Mammalia; Chiroptera; Pteropodidae. The transcript is spliced from 12 exons. Bases 1 to 1830 code for a protein of 609 amino acids. Gene Ontology annotation, molecular function: arylsulfatase activity.
AUGGGAGAGCCCGAGGGAGCGAUCGGGAAACCCAGCCUAGAAUUAGAAGAUGCGCAGAUGCUGCCGGCAGGGAGAGCAUCUUCCCUGGACCGGAAGAUGCAGCGGAAGCCUGAGCAGGGAAGUGAGCACCCCCACAUCAGAGCCACCAGCCCAGACGUCAGCAGGCUGGUGGCUGAGAGCACUGUCUACACGCUGAGUGCAGAAAGGAGGACAAAGCGAACGGACGAGAUGCUACGCCCGGAACACCCUCGAAGCCACGCGAGGGACGGAGAAGGCAGGACGAAGCAUCGUUUUGCUAGGUUCUCUUUCAGGAGCUGGCUGGCCGUGACCCUCGGCGUCAUCCUGGGCUGGCAGCCUUCGGCGGGGAGCGAUUUAUCGGGCUCGCGCCCCAACAUCGUCCUGAUGCUGGCGGAUGACCUGGGCAUCGGGGACAUCGGCUGCUAUGGGAACGGCACCCUAAGGACGCCGAACAUCGACCGCCUCGCCGCGGAGGGCGUGAGGCUCACGCAGCACAUCGCCGCGGCCUCGGUGUGCACCCCAAGCCGAGCGGCGUUCCUCACGGGCCGCUACCCUGUGCGAUCAGGUAUGGUUUCCAGCGACGGCCAUCGCGUGCUGCAGUGGGCUGCGGUGUCGGGCGGUCUGCCCACCAACGAGACAACUUUCGCGAAAAUACUGAAAGAUCACGGCUACGCCACGGGACUGAUAGGGAAGUGGCAUCUGGGCCUGAGCUGUGAGCAUCGUGACGACCACUGCCACCACCCGCUCCGGCACGGGUUUGACCACUUCUACGGCCUGCCGCUGUCCAUGAUGGGGGACUGCGUGCCCGGGGGGCUGUCGGAGAAGCGCGCGGGGCUGCAGCGCCGCCUCGAGUUCUACGCCCUCAUGGCCGCCCUCGCCGCCCUGACGCUGGCCGCGGGCGCAGCGUCCCACCUGCUGCCUGGGUCCUGGGUGCUGGCCGUUGGGGCCGCCCUGGCGGCCGCCUUGCUGUCCGCGGCCUCGUACUUCCUGGGCGCACUGAUCGUGCACGCGGACUGCUUCCUGAUGCGCAACCACGAAGUCACCCAACAGCCCAUGCACUUCCCCCGGACGACGGCCCUCGUCCUGCAGGAGGCGUCGGCCUUCAUCAGGCGAAACAGGGAAGGACCUUUCCUCCUCGUCCUGUCUUUCCUGCACGUGCACACACCUCUCCUCUCCACCGAGAAGUUCCUCGGGAGGAGCCACCACGGCCCGUACGGGGACUGCGUGGAGGAGAUGGACUGGAUGGUGGGGCAAAUCCUCCACACGCUGGACACGGAAGGCCUGACGCACGACACCCUUGUUUAUUUCACGUCGGAUCACGGGGGAUCCCUCGAGGCUCAGCUCGGACGUGAGCAGCACGGAGGCUGGAACGGAAUCUACAAAGGUAGCAAAGGCAUGGGCGGCUGGGAAGGCGGCAUCCGAGUCCCGGGCAUCGUGCGCUGGCCCGGGGUGCUGCCGGCCGGCCGGGUCAUCCACGAGCCCACCAGCCUGAUGGACAUUUUCCCCACCGUAGUGGAGCUGGCGGGCGGCCAGGUGCCACAGGACAGGGUGAUCGACGGCCGGGGACUACUGCCCUUGCUGCUGGGGACAGUGCCACACUCGGACCACGAGUUCCUGUUGCACUACUGUGAGACGUCUCUGCACGCAGCCCGCUGGCACCAGAGGCACAGGGCCGUGGAGCAGCAUCGCCGCACGCUGCGCCCCGGGCCGCUGCAGCUGGACGCGCGCCACAACACCUGGCGGCCGUGGCUGCAGCCCUGCUGCGGCCGCUUCCCCCUCUGCUGGUGCGACCGGGAAGGCGAAGGCCAGUAACCGCCCGCCAGGGGACGCGGGCUGCCCCGGGGCUCGAUGUG